AUGGGAAAAGGAAGGCCGUCCUGCGUCGACUCUCUUCCUUUCCCUUUCGGAGAGCUGGAGAAGCAGCUGGUGGCUCUCAUCCCCUAUGGGGACAAAAGGCUGAAACCCAGGCGCACGAAGCUCUUUGUGUUCCUGACUAUGCUCAUAUGCCUGGUGACCUCCUCCAUCAUCAUCUUUUUCCUGUUUCCCCGGUCUGUUGAUGUGGAGCCUGCAGGCCUCAACUCCUCCGUGGUGGCCUUUGAUGAGGAAAAUAUCCAAGUCAACAUGACAAAUGUCUUGAACAUCUCCAACACUAACUACUUCCCUAUCACUGUGACUCAGCUGACCAUCGAAGUUCUGCACCUGUCCCUCAUAGUCGGGCAGGUCUCCUACAGCCUCUUCCUGCAUGUUGGCCCUUUGGCAAGUGAACAGAUAUUUUACACAGUAGCCAGCAGGAUUAAGGAUGAGAGCACAUACAAAAUAUGUACCUGGCUGAAAAUUAAAGUCCACCAUGUGCUUUUACAUAUCCAGGGCUCGCUGACCUGCUCCUACCUGUGCCAUUCAGAGCAGCGGAUGUUCCAGAGCUAUGAAUAUGUGGACUGCCGAGAUGACACAUCAGUGCCCCAUCUGCUAAUCCCUCACACACCCUAACUGCCUAUGGUCCCUGGACUCCAGGUACUUGCAAGACUGUCAACUGUGGUGCCCAAAGAAGGACUUUGCCAAAGGAAAGUCCUGCUUUAUCAUGCCCAGCCCCUGCCACACCCUUAGCACAAGUUGCUUUCUAUAAUGUUAACAUCACACUUGCAAACACACUUAAUCCUUCAUUUUCUAUGAAUUAUUUUCUGUGUGAGCAUCAGAUCCGACCUUGGUAUGUCUGAAGGAAAAUCUGACCUCACAUUGUGGCUGAGCAUGCUGAUUGCCCAGUGCCAUCUGGCUUCUUCACUCAGAUUCUUCACCCAGUAAUAAGAAAAUGACUUUGGGGACAUCCAGUGUUGUGUCUCUGUGCUUCAGAGUCAGGUGACAAAAUGAUGGAAAUGACUCUUUUCUGUCUGGUAACUUAUCACAGUAAGAUUGGCCAAAACUCUGUUCUUCCCAGGUAAUGAGAUGGGUCCCUGGAAGAUAGCUAUUCUCCAUCCAAAAAAACCUCCUCUCUAAAGAAUGG
This is a messenger RNA of Dipodomys ordii (Ord's kangaroo rat), 1141 nucleotides long. RefSeq names its product transmembrane protein 106A (gene Tmem106a). The record is from RefSeq and is a predicted model, not a curated record. Bases 1 to 630 code for a protein of 209 amino acids. The transcript has 8 exons. NCBI's taxonomy places the organism in Eukaryota, Metazoa, Chordata, Mammalia, Rodentia, Heteromyidae.